This is a messenger RNA of Paraglomus occultum, 1629 nucleotides long. The record is from the annotation of a GenBank genome assembly. NCBI's taxonomy places the organism in Eukaryota, Fungi, Glomeromycota, Glomeromycetes, Paraglomerales, Paraglomeraceae.
AUGGAAGACACACCGCUAAUUGCCGCACAUAGAUAUGCAAACGACGCGGAGGAGGCAGAAGAGAGGGAACAGUGGCAGAACGCCAUGGAAGCACAUUAUCGUGCUGCUGAAAAAUUCUUAGAAGCCAUAGACUGUACAUCUGAUCAAGGGGCAGUGAGAACACUGAAACUUUUAUACGCCAAUCAUACAAGGCAGGGGAAAGACUUGGGGCGUCGUCUACAAUCUUAUGCCUCAUCCUCUUCCCGAUCAUAUACCGACUUUGCUACACCGUCAAACACUCAGUCCUCACGCACCGCUCCACCCUCUCGUCUUACAAAGCGUGGCCAUCCAUCUUCAAACCCUCCCCGCCCCGGCGCUGGUCAAUCUACUUCCAAGCAUGCUACUGGCACAUUUCCUGGUCAUGAUAAUCGCAAGUCUUCAAAUAACAAGCAUCACGUCAAUUUCAGUCAGACAGAUUUCUCACUACCUCGACAACCGCUGACGUCUCUGGAGAGCAGUACCAUUUCCGACAAGAUUGAUGAAAGCUACAUGGUUUUACGUCCUGGCAAUGAUAAUACAGAUGAGGAUGAUGCAGAUCCGUUCAAUAAGUUUUGGGAGAUUGUAGAGACGUUAGUGCAGAAAGUGUCAAACCCUGUUGCGUUUGCUACUGCACCAUUGACGAGUAACGAGAGUAUUGAUGGUCUGAACGCGGACGGAGCAAUAGGAAGAAAUGGCGAUGGCAGGAGAGUUGGCAAGGGUAGAGUUGAUAAGAGAAGUGAUAAUACGAGCACCGGUGACGAUAGUCAAACAGAUGAGCUUACAUCGCAAAUGUUGGAGUCAUUUUACAUAAUACCCAAAGAACAGAAGCCAGGCCGUCAUAAUAGUCAUCAGUCGACUUCGUCGAAUACAAGUAAAAUAGGUUAUGCAAAGACAAUAGAAGAAUAUGCAAUCGAGAAUAAGCAAUUGAAAACUAUAAUUGAUAACAUGUCAAAAAGAAUGAGUGCUUACGAAAAGGCGGCGCAAGAGAAUAAUAUGUUGAAAUCAAGCAUUCUUCAAUUCAAGAAUGAUAUGCAAAAGCAGGCCAAGCGCAUCAAGGCGUCUCAAGAAAUACUACGGGGUUCGGGUUCAGGCGCAUCAAAAACGUCUCCAAAAACGUCCCCGAAAACGUCUCCCGAAAACUCAACAGUUUCAACGACGGUGUUUCUACAAGGACGAAUAAAAGAACUUGAGGAUGAGUUACGAUCCGUCAAAGCUGAAAACGAACAGCAGGCAGCAAAAAUGGCAAAAUAUCGUGCGCGAUGGGAGACUCUCGUCGGAGAUGCUCGGAAGCGACGUACUACCAAAAAUCCAGAGCGACGGUCAUCAUCAGGACACUUGUCUGCAAAAUCUUCUGGGAAAUCGUCCGAACAAUCGUCCGGGCAGCCGUCUGCACCACCGUCUGAACAACCGUCCGAACAACAAUCUGAACAACCAUCUGAACAACCAUCUGGGCAACCGCCUGCACAACCGUCUAGACAAUCUUCUAGAUCAUCAUUUAAUACAAAUGGUGGACACAGACAAGAUGAACCAGAAUCCAGUAUUAAACCCAACGGCGCGAGCACGGAUAACAAGAUAAAUGGUGUUGAAAUGAGAGUUAGUGAGAUAUUUUAG